UGAGAAUAUAGCAAGUUCAGAGACGACACCAGGACCCAGCGUGAAUCCUUCACUCGCGAUGACGACCAUCCGUCCCAGCCUCCACGCAAGGUGAUUGGGGAGAUAAACACGAUCACAGAAGGACCAUUCUCAGGAGGAUCAUUUAAAUCACUCAAAAAAGCAUACCAUAGACAGGUGAACAGCGUCCACACCAUGCCUCCAUCCAAACACCGACGAACAGGCCAAGACAUGUCCUUCAGUGAAGGAGACGCCAGGGGAGUAAAGCAGCCCCACAACGAUCCCCUGGUCAUAGUACUGAACAUAGAAGGGUUCAAUACCAAAAGGAUCCUUGUUGACAACGGGAGCUCAGCGGACAUUAUCUACUUCCCAGCCUUCCAGCAGUUGAGAUUAGAUCCAAAAAGGCUUCGCCCAUUUGAUUCUCCACUCAUCAGUUUCAGUGGAGACAGGGUCUACCCCAGGGGUAUAGUGACACUGACGGUAACGGCUGGGACCUACCCAUUGCAGUUGACCAAACAAGUAGACUUCCUGGUGGUAGAUUGCCCGUCAUCCUACAAUGUCAUCAUUGGGAGGCCCACCCUCAACAAGUGGAAGGCAGCGACGUCAACCUACUGUUUGAAGGUGAAAUUCCCGACAGACAACGGCGUGGGUGAAGUGAAAGGUGAUCAAGUCCUGGCAAGGGAAUGCUAUCAGGCAGUGCUGGCAGGAAAGGAGAACCACACGUGGACGAUUGAAGAAGAAGAAAUAGACGGGAUGGAGACCUUAGAAACAGUGGAAUUGGUAGAAGGGAAGGCAGACAAGACGACCAAGAUAGGGACGACGCUAAGCCCCGAGAUGAGAACGAGGCUCAUAAAGUUCCUUAAAGGGAAUCUAGAUGUCUUUGCAUGGAGUCACGAGGGCAUGCCAGGCAUAUCUCCAGAAGUCAUCCAGCAUAGGCUGAAUGUGGACCCCAGCAGGAAGCCCGUUCAGCAACGACGAAGAACUUUCGCCCCAGAGCGAGAUCAGGCAGUGGCAGAGGAAGUAACCAAACUCCUGACAGCUGGAUUCAUCCGGGAGGUAUAUUAUCCAAAAUGGCUCGCCAACGUCGUCCUGGUAAAGAAGGCAAACGGAAAGUGGAGAAUGUGUGUAGACUUCACCGACCUGAACAAAGCAUGCCCAAAGGACAGCUUUCCUCUACCAAGGAUAGACCAGCUCGUGGACUCCACCGCCGGACACAAGUUACUGACGUUUAUGGACGCCUUCUCAGGGUACAACCAGAUAAAGAUGGCUGAAAAAGACCAGGAGAAGACAGCCUUCAUCACAAGCCAAGGUCUCUACUGUUACAAGGUGAUGCCUUUUGGGCUGAAAAAUGCUGGAGCUACGUAUCAGAGAAUGGUAAACAGGAUGUUCAGCCAACAGAUUGGCAGGAACAUGGAGGUGUACGUGGACGAUAUGCUCGUCAAGAGUAAGGAAGAGCUCACACACCUGGACGACUUGGAGGAAACUUUUGCAACCCUCAAAAAACACCAGAUGAAGCUGAAUCCAAGCAAGUGUGUUUUUGGGGUAGCCUCGGGGAAGUUCUUGGGAUUCAUGGUGUCCCAAAGAGGAAUAGAAGCAAAUCCAGAGAAAGUGCGAGCUAUUAUUGACAUGGCCUCACCCAAAACCGUCAAGGAUGUUCAAAAACUCACAGGAAGAAUAGCAACUUUAAAUAGGUUCGUCUCUAGGGCUACAGACAAAUGUCUGCCCUUCUUUAAGACGUUGAAGCAGGCUUUUGCUUGGACCGACGAGUGCGAAGCGGCGUUCCAAGAGCUGAAGCAAUACCUGAGCAGUCCACCUCUCCUAAGCCCGUCCAAAGAAGGAGAAAACCUAUACCUGUACCUAGCGGUGUCAGCCUCGGCAGUAAGUGCAGCCUUGAUUAGAGAAAAAGGCAAAAAGCAACUCCCGGUUUAUUACGUCAGCCAAGCUUUCCAAGGGGCUGAGUCCAGAUACCCAAGGAUAGAAAAGAUCGCGUUUGCACUAAUAGUGGCCUCGCGCAAGCUCAGGCAAUACUUCCAAUCAAAUCUUAUUCUAGUAAUGACGGAUCAACCAAUCAAGAAGUCAAUGAGCAAGCCGGAAGCAGCAGGGAGAAUGGUCCAGUGGGCAAUUGAGCUUAGCCAGUUUGACAUUGAGUACCAUCCAAGAACAGCUAUCAAGGCACAAGCUCUGGCAGACUUCGUCGCAGAAUUCACGAUCCCUGACGAAGACAGGGUUACCGACAAAGCAAACAAACUAAUAAUACAGACUAAUGGUUCGUCAGCUCAAAAGAAGGGGGAAGUAGGGGUCAUCAUAACCACCCCUGACGGAGAGGUGCUGAAGUAUGGGGUCCAACUAAAGUUCCCAGCCACCAACAACGAAGCUGAAUACGAAGGAAUACUGACGGGAUUGAGACUUGGGAAAGCUCUUGGUAACAAAAAUUUGUUGAUCCAAAGUGAUUCGAAGCUAGUGAUUGGACAGAUCAAGGGAGAAUACGAGGCAAAAGAAGAAAGGAUGCAGAAGUACCUCAAGUUGGCAAGACAGCUAGCCCAGGAAUUCGAUAUAGUGGAGUUCAUACAAAUCCCAAGAAGCCAGAAUAUGGGGGCUGACGAAGUGUCAAAACUAGCGUCGUCAAAAGAAGAAGGGACUUGCACGGACCUGGCGAUGGAAGUCCAAAAACACCCUAGUAUCGAGGAAGUUACAACCUUCACCAUCCAGAGCACCGACACCUGGAUGACACCCAUAAUGUCCUUCCUCCAGGACGGGCACCUACCUCAAAACACUGAAGAAGCCAAAAAGAUCAAGAAGAGGGCAGCCAGAUUCACGAUCCUGAAUGACGUCUUGUACAAGAGAGGCUUCUCAAUGCCCUACUUGAAGUGCGUCGACGAGGAAGAGGCCAAAUACAUCUUAGAGGAGGUACAUGGAGGAAUUUGUGGCGACCAUGCCGGCUCCAAAUCCCUAGCAAACAAAGUGGUAAGGGCAAGAUAUUUUUGGCCAACCAUGCAGGCGGAUGCGGCUGAGAUCGUCAGGAGGUGCGACAAAUGCCAACGAUACGGAAAUGUGCAGCGGCUUCCAGCAGAGAAAAUGACGACCAUAACUUCCCCAUGGCUAUUUGCACAAUGGGGAAUCGAUAUCGUCGGUCCUCUGCCCCAAGGUAAAGGUCAGGUAAAAUUCUUUCUUGUUGCUAUUGACUAUUUUACAAAAUGGGUCGAAGCAGAGGCCCUAGCAACGAUCACUGAGACUCAGAUCCAGAACUUUGUGUGGAAGAACAUAAUCUGCAGGUUUGGGAUUCCCUCGACAAUCAUAUCAGACAAUGGGAGGCAGUUUGACAGUCAAGGCUUCAGGGAAUUCUGCUCAAGCCUUGGGAUCAAGAAUCAAUUCUCAUCCUCAGGGCAUCCUCAGGCAAACGGGCAGACGGAAGUGACGAACCGGACACUGCUCAAGAUUAUCAAGACCAGACUGGACGAUGCGAAAGGUGCCUGGCCAGAAGAGCUACCAAAUGUCCUGUGGGCCUACAGAACCACCGCCAGAACCCCAACGGGAGAAACCCCCUUCAGGCUUACCUAUGGUACAGAAGCAGUAAUCCCAGUCGAAGUAGGGGUCACAAGUAUCAGGUGUGGAACCUUCAACAAAGAAAUCAAUGAUGACGAACUACAACUGAACCUAGAUUGUCUGGACGAAGUAAGAGUCAACGCUUCCAGCAAGAUGACGAAGUACCAAAGAAAGAUGGCCGAAUACUAUGACAAAAGGGUCAAACUGAGACGCCUGGACAUAGGUGACCUCGUCCUACGCAGGACCACCAUGGCAACUAAAGACCCUACCCAGGGAAAGCUGGGUCCUACGUGGGAAGGUCCUUACCGAGUCGUUCACUACUCAAGACAAGGAAGUUAUCACCUGGAAACCAUGGACGGACAAAGACUCCCUCGACCAAGGAAUAUUGAGCAUUUAAAAAAGUACCACCAGUAAAUGUAAUAGACAAAGGCAAUUGCUCCUGAAUUCAAUAAAAAUUUCUUAUCUUUUGAUGUCUUUAUGCAGACAGGUCCAGUCAAUCGUAAGUCAAAUUAACAGGAGUCCACUUUGACGAGCGUAUGUCAUUGACGACAACUUUGACGAGUAUAUGUCAUUGACGACAAAGUCAACGAAUAUGAGAAAGGGGCUAAGUGAUAAGAUUCCGCCAAGACGGAUGUAAAUCACUGACGAAGCCAUAAGUGAUCAGAUUCCUUAAUGGGAUGUAAGUCACCCUAAAAAAAAAAAAAAAAAAAAAAAAAAAAAAAAGGCUAAGUGAUAAGAUUCCGCCAAGACGGAUGUAAAUCACUGACGAAGCCCUAAGUGACAAGAUUCCUUAAUGGGAUGUAAGUCACCCUAAAAAAGGAAAAAAGGCUAAGUGAUAAGAUUCUGCCAAGACGGAUGUAAAUCACUGACGAAGCCAUAAAAGACGAGAUUCCUUAAUGGGAUAUAAGUCACCCUAACAAAGGAAAACAAGAGCUAAGUGAUAAGAUUCCGCCAAGACGGAUGUAAAUCACUGACGAGGGAUACGCGAAUGGCAAAGUCCCACCGAACGAACCAAGGACUUAGACAAGGGAAAGAACAAGAAAAAAGACAAAUAUCCACAACAAACGAGCAAAUCACAAGGAAUUUGCACUAAGUACCAGCCAAAUACAAGGUACGCUAAAAAAUUUAUGCUAAAGUCACGCACAUGGGCACAAACACAGACAGUAGUAGAUAAACGUUAAAUUAUAGAAAAGCCCAAAAACAUAGGGCAAUUAUCCUUGUUUCUCUUAACAGGGCCGAAAGAUAUUGUUCUAAAAAUAAAAAUAAAAAUAUAUACGUACAUCUAAAAAUAAAAA
This is a messenger RNA of Quercus robur (English oak), 4835 nucleotides long. RefSeq lists its product as uncharacterized. Bases 193 to 3954 code for a protein of 1253 amino acids. Gene Ontology annotation, molecular function: nucleic acid binding; RNA-DNA hybrid ribonuclease activity. The record is from RefSeq and is a predicted model, not a curated record. Gene Ontology annotation, biological process: DNA integration. The transcript has a single exon. NCBI's taxonomy places the organism in Eukaryota, Viridiplantae, Streptophyta, Magnoliopsida, Fagales, Fagaceae.